This is a messenger RNA of Verticillium dahliae VdLs.17, 1899 nucleotides long. RefSeq names its product glucoamylase. Gene Ontology annotation, molecular function: glucan 1,4-alpha-glucosidase activity; starch binding. The transcript is spliced from 6 exons. Gene Ontology annotation, biological process: polysaccharide catabolic process. The record is from RefSeq and is a predicted model, not a curated record. Gene Ontology annotation, cellular component: fungal-type vacuole. Bases 1 to 1899 code for a protein of 632 amino acids. Lineage: Eukaryota; Fungi; Ascomycota; Sordariomycetes; Glomerellales; Plectosphaerellaceae.
AUGUCCUUCUUUCACGGCCUCACUCUCGAGGCAUUCCCGGCCAACCUCACCAGUUCCCUCGCACAGCCCUUCAUGUCGUACCUGUCGUCUGCCCUCCUUCUAGGCUCUGUCGCCGUGCAGCACAUCCUAGGCAACAUCGCCGCCACCCCACCAGCAUCUGAUCUCGAGUCCUUCAUACAAAGGCAGUAUCCGAUCGCCUAUGAUGGAGUGCUGUGUAACAUUGGGUCUGAAGGUUGCCAGGCACAAGGCUCAAGCCCUGGUGUUGUAAUUGCAUCCCCGAGUCGGGAGGAUCCGCCAUACUUUUACACUUGGACACGGGAUAGCGGACUAGUAUUCAAGUCACUCGUGGACAUCUUCGUCGAUAAGUUUGAUCCUGCCCUGCAAGACAAGAUCCAACAGUACGUGGCGUCUUCGGCUCAGCUACAGGGCGUCAGCAAUCCAUCCGGCGAGCUCUGGAACGGAGAAGGACUCGGCGAAGCCAAGUUCAACGUUGAUCUUACGGCAUUCACGGGAGACUGGGGACGGCCACAGCGUGAUGGGCCUGCACUGCGCGCUAUUGCCAUCAUCGGAUAUGCCAAGUGGCUCGUCAGUAAUGGACAUGCUUCGACAGCUGAAGACGUAUUAUGGCCCGUUGUCCAGAAUGACCUCGCCUAUGUUGCCCAAUACUGGAACCAAACGGGCUUCGACCUCUGGGAGGAAGUUUAUGGAAGCUCGUUCUUUACGGUAGCGAGCCAGCACAGAGCUCUCGUUGAGGGUGCCUCGCUUGCUCGAACCCUUGGAUUUCAAUGCAAGUCUUGUGAAGCCAUUGCCCCUCAUAUCCUAUGCUUCAUGCAAUCCUUUUGGUCACCAUCAGCCAAACACAUCCUUGCGAACAGUUCUAUCCACACUUUCGACCCUUUUGCUGGCUGUGAUGCUGCAACAUUCCAGCCCUGCAGUGAUAGAGCUUUGGCAAGCCACAAGGCAAUAGUUGAUUCCUUCCGCUCCCUGUACAGCAUCAAUGACGGUAUCUCCCCCUCGUCCGCUGUAGCGAUCGGUCGGUAUCCAGAAGAUGUGUAUUAUGGCGGCCAGGCAUGGUACCUCACGACACUGGCAGCUGCUGAGCAACUCUAUGACGCUCUCCUUGUCUGGAAGCUUCAAGGAUCCAUCACUGUCACAGAGGUCUCCCUAUCAUUUUUCCAACCCCAUCUGCCCUCUAUCACCACAGGCACCUAUGAUAACCAGACGUCAGCCUAUGCCAGCUUGACGGAUGCCAUCUUAACAUAUGCAGAUGGAUUCGUCAAGGUCGUGGCCAACUUUACGCCAGUCGAUGGAACGCUGGAUGAACAAUUUGACCGCAAUACUGGCGAGCCCCUUUCAGCGCGGGAUCUUACUUGGUCUUACGCGUCUUUCCUGACUGCCAUCAGGCGACGAGCUGGCCUUGAGUCUCCUGGCUGGAUCAACGCAGAUGCUACUCUGAUCCCGGCGACUUGCUCAGCAACGUCGGUCUUUGGCGUAUAUGCCACAGCGACGGCAACAACCUUCCCGUCAAACCUAGUCCCCGGCACACCGCCCUCGGAAACCCCCCCUCUCAAACUGCCAAGACCCUCAACCUGUCUAGUCAGGUUCAAAGAGCGUGUAUCCACUCGGGUAGGGCAGAACAUACGGGUCGUCGGAAACCAGCCGGGUUUGGGAAGAUGGGAUCCUGGGCAUGCCGUGCCUUUGGACGCCUUGCAAUACACGGCCACGGAUCCGUCGUGGCGCGUGACAAUCGCUCUGCCGGCGGGUCAAGUGGUAGAAUACAAAUAUGUGAUGGUUGAAAGUGGUGGCUCCGUGGUCUGGGAAGCAGGCAGCAACCGAGUGUUGACGGUACCCAGCGAGUGUGAGGGGGAGCUGGAGAGGUCUGAUGAGUGGCAGAGCUGA